This is a messenger RNA of Pediculus humanus corporis (human body louse), 480 nucleotides long. RefSeq lists its product as uncharacterized. The record is from RefSeq and is a predicted model, not a curated record. The coding region runs from base 1 to 480 and encodes 159 amino acids. Lineage: Eukaryota; Metazoa; Arthropoda; Insecta; Psocodea; Pediculidae. The transcript is spliced from 2 exons.
AUGUUAAUUCCAAAUACAUAUCUUUAUCACACGGCAGCAUUGACAAUGGUUAUUUUUGGAUUUUACGUAUUUUCAAAAGGUGUUAAAACAAACGAAUUUAAGGUAUUACCCGAUGGCACACUCAUUGAUUCAUCUUCGAGUCAAUUUAUUAAUUUUAGACAAUCAAAAGCGAUAUUAACGUUUAAAACUGGAUUCGAUUUGUAUCACACUAUCGCCUACGGAUUAUCAACUGGAGAAAUUGUUACGGAUUUAAGCGAUUUCUGUUUGGCCGCUUUUGUUUUUUCAUUUUACGUUAACGGUUUAUCCGGAGCUCUUUACGGAUUCGUUUAUUUAUGCUUGUUAAUAUUUGAAAUUAUUAUUUGGUCUGGAACGUGUAAAUUUCACGAAACGUGCAGGAUAGAAUCGAAAAAGAAGAAAUUAAUGAAAAAGAAAUAUAUAUGCGAUAAUCAAAAUAAUCAAAAUAAAAAUAAAAUUAGUUAG